AUGGUAGAAAGCUCUAGGCCGCCGUUGCGCAUCGGCACCCGGAGAUCCAAACUGGCCAUUGUGCAGGCCGAGACCAUCCGCGACCAACUGAAACAUGUCGACCCCAGUCUGUCGAUUGAGAUUGAAACCCUUCAUACAGCGGGUGAUCGCGACAAAGUGACUGCCUUGCCCGAAAUGAAUGCGAAAAGCCUCUGGACAACUGAGCUAGAGGAAAAGCUCACCUCUGGUGAAUUGGACGUCAUCGUCCAUUGCCUGAAAGGUAUUUUGGGCCCACUACCGCCUUCAUCUGGAACAUUGAUAUUGACCAGAACAGAUAUGCCAACGGCCACCCCGGAGACGUGUGAGCUGGCAGCGAUUCCGGCGCGAGAUGACGCUCGCGACGCCCUGAUCGUGAAGUCUGGUCUGCCUUAUAAGAACUUGAAAGAAUUACCCGAAGGUUCAGUCGUGGGCACUUCAUCUGUCCGACGCUCCGCUCAGCUGCGCCGUCUGUACCCUCAUCUUAAGUUCGCCAACUUGCGGGGUAACGUGGAAACCCGACUUGCCAAGGUUGACGACCCAGAGAGCGAGUAUACAUGUAUGAUCAUGUCUGCUGCUGGCCUUCAGCGCUUGGGUCUCCAGGAUCGUAUUGACCAGUACUUGGGCUCCAACAACGGAGGCAUAUUCCACGCUGUUGGGCAAGGUGCUCUGGGGCUAGAGAUUCGCAAGGGCGAUGUAUCGAUGCAGAAACUGCUCGAACCUUUGAGCGAUCAGAAGUCGACUCUUGCUUGCCUUGCCGAACGCGAACUGUUGAGGACACUUGAGGGUGGUUGCAGUGUUCCAAUUGGCGUUGAGACGGAGUGGGUUGACUCGGAUAAAUUGAAGUUGGCCGCCAUUGUUGUUAGUCUGGAUGGUUCUCAAAGUGUUGAGCAGACUUUGAUCGCUACCGUUCAGGGUGUUGAUGAAGCGGGUGCGCUUGGUAAAUACAUGGCAAUAAUGUUGAUCGAGGAUGGCGCUGAGGGAAUUCUCAAGGGCAUUACAGCGAAUCGUCCAUCAAAGGAUUGA
Messenger RNA from Penicillium brevicompactum, 1041 nucleotides. RefSeq names its product porphobilinogen deaminase. Gene Ontology annotation, biological process: heme biosynthetic process. Lineage: Eukaryota; Fungi; Ascomycota; Eurotiomycetes; Eurotiales; Aspergillaceae. The transcript has a single exon. Gene Ontology annotation, cellular component: cytoplasm. The record is from RefSeq and is a predicted model, not a curated record. Gene Ontology annotation, molecular function: hydroxymethylbilane synthase activity. Bases 1 to 1041 code for a protein of 346 amino acids.